Messenger RNA from Saccostrea cuccullata (small rock oyster), 903 nucleotides. Its product is annotated as multiple epidermal growth factor-like domains protein 10. The coding region runs from base 1 to 903 and encodes 300 amino acids. The transcript is spliced from 7 exons. NCBI's taxonomy places the organism in Eukaryota, Metazoa, Mollusca, Bivalvia, Ostreida, Ostreidae. Gene Ontology annotation, molecular function: scavenger receptor activity. The record is from RefSeq and is a predicted model, not a curated record.
AUGGUUGCAGGUAUAAACAAUACACAGUGUAAUCACGUCAACGGUACGUGUUUAGGAGGGUGUUCUGCAGGUUUCAAAGGAUUCCUUUGUGACAAAGAAUGUGAAGGAGGAACGUACCGUGUAAACUGCCCCCAGACCUGUGGUCACUGCUUAAACAAUGAACAGUGUCAUCAUAUCAACGGUUCUUGUUUACAGGGAUGUUCUCCUGGAUACAAGGAACCCCUCUGCAAGACAGAAUGUGAUGGUGGGAUGUAUGGUCUAAACUGCAGUCAAGUCUGCGGUCACUGUCUUAAUUAUGAACAAUGUCAUCAUAUCAACGGUACUUGUUUACAGGGAUGUUUUAAUGGGUACAAAGGAUCUCUCUGCAAUUCUGCGUGUGAUGGAGGUAUGUAUGGAAACAACUGUAAUCACAGCUGUGGACAUUGCAUUAACGAUAUUCAGUGCAACCACGUCAACGGUUUAUGUUAUGGAGGGUGUUCUGUAGGCUUCAAGGGAUUGCUUUGUGACAAAGCAUGUGACAGUGGAAUGUAUGGUGUUAAUUGUAAUCAAGUAUGUGGUCAUUGUCUAAACAAUGAACAGUGUCAUCAUAUCAACGGUUCUUGCUUACAAGGAUGUUCUAAAGGAUACCAGGGAUCCCUCUGCAACAUUGCGUGUGAGGAUGCAAAGUAUGGUUAUAACUGCAAUGAAAGCUGUGGACACUGUAUGAACAAUACCACGUGUGACCAAAUCAACGGUACAUGUCCAGGAGGGUGUUCUGUAGGAUACCACGGGCUUCUUUGUACAAAUGUUUGUGGACGAUCGUACUGGGGAGUCAAUUGCAAAGAGACCUGUAGUACAGAGUGUGUCAGCCAGACUUGUCAUCACGAAUCUGGACGCUGUCUAUCAUACGCGCAGGUAAUGUAA